AUGAAGCCAGUUGCUCUCUUCUCUACCAUCGUACUCGCCUUGAGCGCCACCGUUCAAGGCGCCAUCAAUGACCCCUGCUCUGUCAACGGCAAGCCUGGCGUUUGUGUUACCACGAGCGCUUGCUCGUCGGCGGGCGGAAUUUCCACCGCCGGGUUCUGCCCCAACGACCCCGCCAACGUCCGUUGCUGCACCAAGAGCUGCAGCAGCGGCGGCCUCUGCCCCGGCCCCUCCAACUUCAAAUGCUGCCUCCCCGCAAGCAGCACCUGCGCGGGCACCAACGUAAACUCCAAAACCGUCGAACACAUCAAACAAUGGGAAGGCUUCGUCAAAUCCCCCGCACCAGACCCAAUCGGUCUCCCCACCGUCGGCUACGGGCACCUCUGCAAAACCAAAGGCUGCAGCGAAGUCCCCUACAAAUUCCCACUAACCGAGGCCCAAGCCACCUCCCUCCUCAAAACCGAUCUCAAGACCUUCCAAAACUGCAUCUCCAGCCAGCUCAAAGAUUCCGUCCGGCUCAACGCGAACCAGUACGGCGCGCUGGUCUCGUGGGCGUUUAAUGUGGGGUGCGGGAAUACGAGUGGAUCGGCGCUCAUUUCGAGGCUUAACAAGGGUGAGAGCCCGAAUACCGUUGCGAGUCAGGAGCUGCCCAAGUGGAAUAAGGCUGGGGGGAAGGUUCUGCAGGGGUUGGUUAACCGAAGGAAAGCGGAGGUUACUUUGUUCAAGACGUCCAGCUCCGUCAUCCAUCAUCCUCCCACUUGCACUUGCACCAACUGCCCUAAGCCUGUCUAA
Coprinopsis cinerea okayama7#130 is the source of this 789-nucleotide messenger RNA. RefSeq names its product lysozyme. Gene Ontology annotation, molecular function: lysozyme activity. The record is from RefSeq and is a predicted model, not a curated record. Lineage: Eukaryota; Fungi; Basidiomycota; Agaricomycetes; Agaricales; Psathyrellaceae. Bases 1 to 789 code for a protein of 262 amino acids. Gene Ontology annotation, biological process: cell wall macromolecule catabolic process; peptidoglycan catabolic process. The transcript has 2 exons.